AUGAAUCUGUCAGGACUUGGUGAGGAUGCAAGCCGACAAACAGCAGCAGCAAAGAGAAAGGCUGAAGAAGUGCAGAAUAAUCAUAGUGAAGGUGGAGAGCUUUUUGAUCUUAAUUCUUUACCACCAGGAUAUAGAUUUAAUCCCACAGAUGCAGAGAUAAUAGUUUCCUACUUGAGGAAGAAGAUUGAUCAUCAGUCAUUGCCACCCAACAAGAUAAUAGAAGCCGAUCUUUAUGCUUAUGAUCCUAAUGAACUUGCAGCAAGAUACGAGCCAUCCGGAAAUGAUGAAUGGUUCUAUUUCACUCCAAGGGAUAGGAAAUAUCCGAAUGGGCAACGUCCCAAGAGGUCAGUCGGAGGAGAUGGAUACUGGAAGGCUACCGGAGCUGAUAAAGAGAUCAUAUUUGAGGAUCGAACGGUGGGGUACCGGAAGCCUUUAGUCUUUCACCGAGGAAGCUUUCAAAACGGAGUCAAAACCAACUGGAUCAUGCAUGAAUUCAGAGUUGCUAAACCUCCAGAGCCUCCAAGAAGAAGUGGUGUCAAUCAUAUGAGGUUGGAUGACUGUGUUCUAUGCAGAGUCUAUAGGAAAGACAACAGGAUCUACAAAAGAUCACGGCAUGAGUCUAGGCUUGAUGAAUCAGGCCCAUCAAGCUCUAAGAUUCCGAUCCUUAACCCUAAUCCUAAUGAGGCCAAUAAUCGAUAUAAUAACAUCCAAAUGCCUCUCCAAACCCAACAGCCACAACCUAUAACUGAAAUAUUGCAAACUCCUCAAGAACAUGAUCAUUUUGCUCUGCAAAGCAACACCCAAUUCUCCAUCGUGGAACCUAGUGUCUUCAUGCCACCGCCCACUCCUCAUCAGUCUAUACACUGUAAUGGGAAUGAAUUUGGAGGUCAAGGUCUAGAUAACUUCGAUAUAAUGAAUGGUGCCUUUGGCAGCAGCUUUGAUGGAACGAAUAAUAUUGAUUUUUGCAACAUCCCUGACUGGGAUGCGACUUUUGAUUUUGGCGACUUGGAUCCGACUUUUGAUUUUGGCAACGUCCCUGGGUUCGAUUCAACUGAUUAUGGAAACUCGGCUUCAUAUCCGAUGAAUGAUUAUGGCAACGAUGCUGCACCGGCGUCUUCCAAUAUGAAUGGCAACUAA
Vitis riparia (riverbank grape) is the source of this 1137-nucleotide messenger RNA. Its product is annotated as NAC domain-containing protein 2-like. Gene Ontology annotation, biological process: regulation of DNA-templated transcription. The record is from RefSeq and is a predicted model, not a curated record. The transcript has 3 exons. Gene Ontology annotation, molecular function: DNA binding. Lineage: Eukaryota; Viridiplantae; Streptophyta; Magnoliopsida; Vitales; Vitaceae. Bases 1 to 1137 code for a protein of 378 amino acids.